AUGCCUCCUCCCAAUCCCGCCAAUGAUGAAGCUCAUCAGCGCUUGUUGAACACCCUGGAUAUUUCAGUUGGCCCUAAGCCCUUCCGCAACCCAUACUGGAAGCCAUCCCAGCGCCGCAACAAGAACGUGAAGCAGAUUGUCUCGGAGGCCUCCCGGAAGGAAGCUUCAGUCUUGGCCACUCAAGUCAACUCGGGCGCAACUACACCAGGAGUUGGCACAUCUGCCACAGAUGGCGAGCAAACCCCAUCCGAAGUGGCUGCCCCGAACCUCUCCCAGGCUACCCAGAACCUGUCGACCCUUGUCUUAGAGAAGAACGCCCGAGCGGGAAUCUCCAACGGGCCUGCUGUGACCUACACGAAUAUCGAAUCGGCGCCUUCGCUGAACCCAGCCUACCAGCAACACUAUUGCGACAUUACAGGAUUGAAGGGACCCUACACGGACCCCAAGACGCGUCUGCGGUAUCACGACAAGGAGAUCUACAAGGUGAUCCGGUCUCUAGCACAGGGUGUUCCGGAGAACUACCUUGAAGCUCGUGGAGCUCACACAAUCUUGAAGUAA
Molecule: messenger RNA, 558 nt
Organism: Penicillium antarcticum
Lineage: Eukaryota; Fungi; Ascomycota; Eurotiomycetes; Eurotiales; Aspergillaceae
Exons: 1
Coding region: 1-558 (185 amino acids)
Biological process (GO): chromatin remodeling
Cellular component (GO): Ino80 complex
Source: RefSeq, a predicted model, not a curated record